Molecule: messenger RNA, 987 nt
Organism: Striga hermonthica
Lineage: Eukaryota; Viridiplantae; Streptophyta; Magnoliopsida; Lamiales; Orobanchaceae
Source: the annotation of a GenBank genome assembly
AUGGGGUUGGAUUACUACAACAUAUUGAAGGUGGGCAAAAGUGCAACAGAGGAUGAUCUGAAAAAAUCUUACAGAAGGUUGGCCAUGAAAUGGCAUCCAGACAAGAACCCCAACAACAAGAUUGAAGCUGAGGCCAAAUUUAAGCAAAUCUCAGAAGCAUAUGAUGUGUUGAGUGAUCCUGACAAAAGGCAGAUAUACGAUCAAUACGGCGAAGAGGGUCUCAAGGACAUGCCUCCACCCGAGUCGACUCAAAACGGUUUCAACUCACGAAAUGCAGAAGAUAUUUUCGCCGAGUUUUUUGGGAGCAGCCCUUUCGGGUUCGGUUCGUCUGGGGCCGGCCGGUCCACAAGAUUCUCCUCCGAUGGAGGAGGAGGAAUCUUCGGUGGACCCGAUAACGUGUUUCGAAACCCGAGCGAUGGGAAUGGAGCUAACAUGCCGAAAAAACCGGCACCUGUCGAGAGCAAAUUGCCGUGCAGCCUAGAGGAGCUCUACACCGGGUCUACCCGGAAGAUGAAGAUCUCGAGACAAGUGGUCGAUGCAAACGGGCGAUUAUCAUCCGAAUCCGAGAUCCUAACGAUCGACGUGAAGCCCGGCUGGAAAAAGGGCACGAAAAUAACCUUCCAAGACAAAGGCAACGAGCAGCCGAAUCAGCUCCCGGCAGACUUGGUUUUCGUGAUCGACGAGAAGCCACACAAAGUGUUCAAAAGGGACGGCAAUGACCUCAUCAUGACCUACACGGUGACUCUAGCAGAAGCUAUCGGGGGCACAACCAUAAAUUUCGCAACGCUCGACGGGCGUAGCCUAUCUAUCCCGGUCACUGACAUAAUCAGCCCGGGAUAUGAGGUCGUAGUUUCGACAGAGGGAAUGCCGAUUGCUAAAGAGCCCGGAAAUAGAGGCGAACUAAAGAUCGUGUUCGAGGUUAAGUUCCCCACCAAAAUAACGGCCGAGCAACGUGCCGGGCUUAAACGGGCUUUGGGAGGUUCAUGA